Molecule: messenger RNA, 2898 nt
Organism: Trifolium pratense (red clover)
Lineage: Eukaryota; Viridiplantae; Streptophyta; Magnoliopsida; Fabales; Fabaceae
Product: aberrant root formation protein 4
Exons: 14
Coding region: 496-2322 (608 amino acids)
Cellular component (GO): cytoplasm
Molecular function (GO): ubiquitin-protein transferase inhibitor activity
Source: RefSeq, a predicted model, not a curated record
AUAUACUAUUUUAUUUGACCCAUUAGUGGAUGAAUACAAUUUGAUUUUCUUUCUUAGUUUCUCAUCUUCUUCUACCUCACAAAACAAUAACACAAUUUCCCUUUCAUUCCAUCACAGUUUUGCAAAAACUGAGCCUAUGAACUGUGCAGUGUGUGUUUGAUGCUUUUUGAUGCGCCAACACCUCAACCUUAAGUUGGGGGAACACAAUUAGGUGAGUUUUGCGCGCCAGGAUGACUUUAGUUUAAUCAGAUCUAUCCGAUCAUUCCAACAAUCCAGAUCAUGCCACGUGUCAGAACAGUAAAGUAAAACAUGAAGAAAUCAGAAUAGUAAAGUAAAAUAGAUGACCCGCGAACCAUUCCAAAGUGCCUAAUCGACAUCUCGUGGUGUUCGCCGUCGCCGUCGCCGCCUCUCUUGGUGUCGCCGGUGUUCAGAACGCCAUCCUCAAAACAAUAACAAAACUGAGUGGUGUUCAGUGACACUGCCAAAAUCACUCUCAUGUCGAUAUCCACCGAAGGCGAAGCCACUCAGUUUCGGGAUUCUCAAGCUCACAAUAAACUUCAAACUAUUCUCCAAUCAUACCCUAAAUUGGCUGAAGUUGGACAUUCUCAUGAGUCUGAAAAUACCAUCUUGGAGAUUGUCAGUUUUCUUGAUUCUUUAUUGGAUGCUACUCUGUCCGAUCCGGAUAAUGAACAUAAAGAGAACAAUGCAUUUGAAGCUUUGUCUGAGAUUCAUGGAUACAUUUGUUCCCAGUCUCUUGACCAGGAAGUUGUUGAUGCUCUUUCCUUUGAACUGCCAAAGGCUGUUUCGAAAUUUGCUGGCAUUUCAAGAAAUUUUUUGGACAUGGCAAUUAGCAUCAUUGAUCAGUUUAUAGUGAAAUGCGGUCCAAGGGAUAUGCUUUCCAUUCUCUGUGAUACAUUAGGUUACUCGAGUAAGGUGACCAGCACUGCCAGUUACAUUGUCCCUCCUUUAUCAGGGCUCUCAAAGGUACUUAUCUCCAUCCGGAGGCGUCAGUUUCAGCAAGUAAAAGUAGCCGUUCCUGUGAUUCUUAAUGUAUUGAAGGCUGUAUGUUUGGAGUCAGAUGAAGAAGAGCUUGAUAAUGUCUUUGACAGAGCUAUUGAGAUUGCAAAUUCUAUAUAUGAAGUUUGCAAUAAGUUGGUGGAUAAUGUUGCAAGGGAGAAGCUCCGAGCUCUUCUUGGUCUAUAUGUCCUGCAAUGCUUGGCUCUUGUUUCAGCUAGGGAUACAACUUCUGGUUGUCAUGCAUUAGUAUUACAACUGUCACGAAUUUCAUCAUAUUGUGGCUUAUCUUAUCUCAGUCUAGUAACAACUUAUGACGUGGAGGCUGUGGCUAUCACUGUUUUUGGAGAAAAUAAAGAUGAUUGUAUGGGUUGUUUAUCUCAUGUCAAGCAUGGUGCCGCUCUUUCAGUGGUUUGGGGGCAUGUCUCGGAGGAGGUUGCCCAUGCUGCAAAAGAAGAUAUGAUUGCUGUCAAGGAUGAGCUUCGUAAAUACCAGAUCAAAAGGUGGCAUGCAAUAGGAACAUUAAAACAUGCACUUUCCUUUGUAAAUCUGCCAUGGGAGUUAAAGAAACAUACUAUCAACUUCUUGCAUUGCAUCACAGAUGGAGAUAUCUGUGGAAACUGCGAUGAUGAACAUUCCCAGUGGCCAUCUUAUCUGCCGAAUAUUUUCUCAGCUCUGCAGGCUGUUACAAUGGUUAUUAUGUAUGCGCCAGACCCAGAACUUAGAAAAAAUUCCUUUGCUGUAUUAAAAGGAGUACUUGCUGAUAUUCCAAUUUCUGAAAGGCUUGACAUCUUGAAAGCGUUGAUUACAAAUGCCAACUCUUCCUCCAUGAUUGCUAUUUUACUGGAUCUUGUACGGAGGGAAAUGCACACCGAAAUCCACAGUAGUAUGUCCGUAGAAAAAGGUGUCCAACAGAUUAAUCACGAAGCACAUCCAAAUAUAUCAUUUUGGAGUCCCAGUGUCCUUGAGUUGGUAGGGUCAGUUCUAAGACCUCCACAGGGAGGACCUCCUUCCCUACCAGAGCAGAGUGAUGCGGUGUUGUCAGCUCUCAACCUAUACAGAUUUGUAUUAAUGACAGAAUCUACAGGAAAGACGAACUACACUGGAGUCUUGUCGAGGAGCAGUUUACUCAAGGCUUACAAUGAAUGGCUGCUUCCUUUCCGUACCCUAGUGACAGGUAUAAUGGCAGAGAACAAGAGUGAUUAUGAUGAGCUUGCGGUUGACAUUGUAUGCACCCUAAAUCCGCUUGAAUUAGUGUUAUAUCGGUGCAUUGAGCUUGUAGAAGAGAAGCUAAAGCAAGUCAAAUAAGCUGUCUUCUUGACCAAAGUAUCUUCGAAAUAUAUUUUUGGUACAUGUCAGUUUUGAAAUAUUAAAUGAUUAAUCAUCUCAAGGAUUUAGCAUAUAGUUUCAAUUGCAGAUGCUGUAAAAACGAGCACAUCAUUUUUUUUUUGUGCUUUGAAUUUACACUUGUGUUUUUUAGGAGUUCGUCUUUGUGUGACGUAGCGUAUAGCAGCAAUAGGCGCCAAACUUUUCACCGAAGUCAGUAAAAUAUUUGAAAAGGCCACUGAAUGUGGAUUAUUAGUAAUGAAGAGUUGCUUAGUUUAAGGGGACCAUAGUAAUCAUAUUAUUAUAUGCUGUUAUUCCUCAAGGUGUCACUAUUGGCUAUCCUAACCAAGUCUGCAAGUUCACCAAAAGCUUGUAUCUUAAGGAAGCCAACAUACAGCGGUUUGCUAAGCUUUUCACUUCCUUGUUGUCCCACGGUCACAGAUAUAGAGCCUUAGCUUCCAUAGUCUGUGAAUUGCAAUGUUUCAUGUACUUAUCUAUAUCCAUGGUGAUCAUUAAUAUCUAUUAUUAUCCUACUUUCAAGGGUAUUAUUGGACCUUA